Molecule: messenger RNA, 201 nt
Organism: Rotaria sordida
Lineage: Eukaryota; Metazoa; Rotifera; Eurotatoria; Philodinida; Philodinidae
Source: the annotation of a GenBank genome assembly
AUGAAUGAUGAAUUAUAUUCAAAAUCAAUGAUUAAUAAUGAAAAACAAACAUCAGUUGCUAAACUUGUUAAUCAAUUAUGUAUUUUUUUUCCAGUUAGACAUUUACUCAAUAUGCAUGGUACGAUAAAAAGUGAUGGUAAAUCGCGUAUUAGUAUUAGAUGUGCUACACUAAUAUAUCUAUCACAUUUAUCAAUAAUUUGA